Molecule: messenger RNA, 1650 nt
Organism: Amoebophrya sp. A25
Lineage: Eukaryota; Dinophyceae; Syndiniales; Amoebophryaceae
Source: the annotation of a GenBank genome assembly
AAGCAUAUCAUCAAAAAGAGCGCCAGCUUCUCUCUCAGACCUACACUCUCAGAACAAAACUACUACUACUGACAAUCCUCAACAUCUGCCAGUUCGCUAUCCUCGUUUAUUUUUAUGGUAUUGAGUAUAGUACUUACAUAUCAUUAUAUCUCACAUUCACUUUUGAUAGUGCAGUCUUGGAAUAGUUUCUCCUAAGCAUUUACUCCAUUUCCAUUCUAGGUUCUUCCACGUCUGCCAUGUCGAAAGGUGCUGGAUCUUCUACUGACGGCAUGAAGAAAACGAAUACUAGUACGAAGAUGCAGGAUGCAAAAACUGGUGAAAUCACAUUUGACGGAUCGACAAAGCAGAGCCCUGGUGGAGGUUCAAGCUCUAAAGCCAAUCUCGACGGGAACACAGGUUCUAAACUCUCUACUACGAUCGCGAGUGGUGCAAGUGAUGACAAAAAAGGUAACACUGGAGGUACCAAAAAAAAGGGAGCCGGCAAUGCCAAAAAAUCAACGGUGAAAGCAUCCAAUACGAGCAAGGCGUCCGAAAUUAUCAAUCUUAUCUCGGACGACGACGACGACAGCAAAAUGCCUGAUGCAUGUACUAUCUCCAUGCUACCUUAGACGACUUUUUAUUUGUCAUCAAUUCUUAUCACGUGAUCUUUCUCUAAAUUUAGUUCAUCUUAAUUAUAUCUUGAGUGAGGCAUCACAAUUUCCGCUUACCAUGACCAUUCAGAUUCCUCUGCUAAACGCAAAAAUCCUUCACAACUCGUCACGUCUGGCAAAAAGAGCAAGAGCGAAAAAUUUGACGCUGACUCCAACAUGGACGCGGCAGCAAGUGCAUCGACGACGGAUAGUAAAUUCGUCGGCAAAAAUAAUACGAGCGAGUAUUCAAACGCUGCUUCUGCAAUGGAUGCUGAAAUUGUUGAUCCGUCACGUGAGCCAACAUCUUUAAUUGGCGACGACGAAAUGGCAGGUACAUACUCUUAGUCUCAUUAGCUUAUUAUUUUCUUAUUCUGCGAGUGUUGCUUCUCCAGAAAUUUACUUUUUUUCUCGCACAUUCGUUAUGGUCUUAUUUUGUCUCAUCACCACUUCACAGCUCUCGAGGGAUUUUUCCAGGAUGAUGACGACUUUGUGGAAUACUGAGCAAUUCGAUGGCGCAACUUCGUGUGGGCCAUCAUGUCGUGGUCGAAUAGGAGGCUUUGAGAUUUAUGCUGCUCUUUGAUCGUUUUCUUUAUUGCUGAAGCUAUUUGCACUACAAUAAUUACCCAUUCUCCAAGCUCGCUUAGCUACUGACAUAGAAUACCACGCUUCAUGACAACGACUAGCUCUCUCACUCCACUAGCAGCUUCUGGUAAUAUUUGGCGAUCUUCUAUUAGUUGGUGACAACCUUCUUCUAUUAGACCAUUAUUGAUAUACAUGUUAGCUAUGGUAGAUUUAGGUGGUGUAAACCUUCUAAAAUUCGUUCGUCCAUAAUAAGCAUCUCAUGAUAUUCAUGCGUGUCGUUAUCGUUUUUUGUUUUUAAAUGGAAAAAUAUUUCGAAAGGAGCUAUUGAAACGUAGGUGGUGUUAACCCCUUACUCCACGGCACUAUUGGUUUUUUCGAACUUAUGGUAUAUUUAGGUGGUGUAAACCUUCUAAAAUUCGUUCGUCCUUGAUAAGCAUCU